AACUUGGCCAAGAAAAUCGUGAAAAUCCGUACCGCAAAAUCUCAUAGUUUCUCUCUCAGACCAAAAUAAUGGAGCCUCGACGGGCAACGCGCACCGUUAGCGACCCGAAAGUCCGACACGUCGGAUUCUUCACUUCCUCACCCGACCGUUCCGAAUCGGGUCCUUCAUCCGAUCCAUUCCCAAUAAUCCCCUCCGCUUCUUUAUCUCCUCCAUCAAUCACCGGCCUCUCCCCUACCGCCGGCAACUCCCUUUCUCCGGUCAUGAUCCCUCCGGCACUUCACUCCACCGCCGCUCCCUUAUCUCCACUCCAUCGCGAAAUCUUUAAUAACAAUGUGAGUGAGUUUUUUCCAGCUGCUGCCACUUCUCCUAUUGCAAUGACGUCUUUUUCGGAUAGUGGAAGGGGUGCAACGGCGCCGUCUAGUAGUUAUCCUGGAAGCGGCGGUGGAUUUGAUUUUGUGCAAACGAGUAGUAGUGUACCUGCUAGUGGACUGACUACCGUUUCUGUCGUUACUAAUUUGCCGUCGGGAAUUAACGGUGAAGUGCAAAAUGUUGGCCGAACAAAUUCACAGCCAUUGAAAGACAAAACUACUAAAGCUGAAAGGCGUGCCAUUCAAGAAGCUCAACGAGCUGCUAAAGCUGCUGCAAAAGCUGAAGGUUCCAAGACUCCCGUUGUUGCUUCUGGGACUGCAACUCCCACAAAUACGAAAUUGGCUAAAGCUGCAAAGGCUCCUUCACAGAAGAAUGAUAGUGGUCCAGCUCCAGCUUCUGAGAAAAGGGGGGGUGAGCGUCCGCCAGAAAAAGAUAGAAAGAAAGAUGUUCCUCAACCGCGCAUGCAAUAUGAUGACAAAAGUCGAGUUGAGAAGGCUAAAAAGCGUGCAGUUGUAAAACAAACUGAAGCUAGGAACAGGGUGGAGUUGUUUAGGCAUCUACCUCAAUAUGAGCGUGGAACUCAGCUUCCUGAUCUUGAGUUAAAGUUUUUCCAACUUGAUCCUAUGCAUCCAGCUGUCUACAAGGUUGGAUUGCAGUAUUUAUCUGGAGAUAUUUGUGGUGGUAAUGCUCGCUGCAUUGCCAUGCUUCGAGCAUUCCAAGAGGUCAUUAGUGACUACUCAACGCCACCUGAGAAAACUCUUGUUCGUGACUUGACAGCAAAAAUAGGAAAUUAUGUUUCUUUCCUCAUUGAGUGCCGCCCCCUUUCAAUCAGCAUGGGAAAUGCAAUUAGGUUUCUGAAAAACCGAAUCGCCAAGCUGCCUAUGACUUCUUCUGAAUCAGAAGCCAAAGCAACUCUUCAUUCAGAUAUUGAUCAUUUCAUAUCUGAGAAGAUCACAGCUGCAGACCAAGUGAUUGUCAGGCAUGCCGUCACAAAGAUCAGGGAUGGUGAUGUUCUUCUUACAUAUGGGUCAUCUUCUACAGUUGAAAUGAUAUUGCUGCAUGCCCAUGAGCUUGGCAAACAGUUCCGGGUUGUAGUGGUGGACUCUCGUCCAAAACUUGAAGGGCAACUGUUACUUCGUAGGCUGGUGGGGAAGGGUAUUAGCUGCACAUACACUCAUAUAAAUGCUGUUUCUUAUAUCAUGCACGAAGUCUCUCGGGUAUUUUUGGGUGCGGCAUCUGUACUGUCUAAUGGAACAGUUUACUCAAGAGUAGGGACAGCAUGUGUCGCUAUGGUCGCCCAUGCAUUUGGUGUACCAGUCUUAGUUUGCUGUGAAGCAUACAAAUUUCAUGAGAGGGUACAACUAGAUUCUAUAUGCUCUAAUGAGUUGGGGGAUCCAGAUGCACUUUCAAAAGUUCGCGGCAGGGAGGAAAUCAACUUCUUGAAUGGUUGCGCCCAUAAUGAAAAUCUGCAGCUGUUGAAUUUGAUUUAUGAUGCAACUCCUUCAGAUUAUGUUUCCAUGAUAAUUACAGAUUAUGGCAUGGUGCCCCCCACAAGCGUCCCUGUCAUUGUCCGAGAAUAUGGUAGAGAACAUUGGUUGAUAUGAUGUUUGCCUGUUGAUGCUAAUUUCCGACUUAGGAGCAAUUGCAAGCGAAGCAACAAGAUUAGACGGAUUUUUUUUCUUCAUUGUCAUCCCCUGUUCUGGACAGUUUCUGUCUUUCUAUUGUUUUUUAUUUUCUUAUUUCCUGACUCAGUGAAGAGUGCGUAUUUCGCCUCUCCGAGCAGAUCUAAUCAUGCAUUUUAAUGUAGUUCUGUCAAAUUUUUUUCCUUCUGGGGAUUGCAGGUAGUUUUACUUGCAUAACUAAAUGACAGCCUUGUAACACCUGUUGCCAUUACACCUUUAGGUGUUUGAAUGUCUGCAUUUCUACCUGUGCAAAGUUUUUCUUUAAA
Molecule: messenger RNA, 2317 nt
Organism: Mercurialis annua (annual mercury)
Lineage: Eukaryota; Viridiplantae; Streptophyta; Magnoliopsida; Malpighiales; Euphorbiaceae
Exons: 7
Coding region: 69-1973 (634 amino acids)
Source: RefSeq, a predicted model, not a curated record